Aspergillus welwitschiae is the source of this 348-nucleotide messenger RNA. RefSeq lists its product as uncharacterized. The transcript is spliced from 3 exons. The coding region runs from base 1 to 348 and encodes 115 amino acids. The record is from RefSeq and is a predicted model, not a curated record. NCBI's taxonomy places the organism in Eukaryota, Fungi, Ascomycota, Eurotiomycetes, Eurotiales, Aspergillaceae.
AUGACUAUAUGUAACGCCAACCUCUCGCGCCGACAUUUGCUACGAACACCAGCCGCCAAAUAUAUCUCCCUUACGAACGCAUUGGAGCCGCUGGACCCAGCGGAGGUAGAUCAUGUCUACAGCGAGCUCGAGCCAGCAGAUCCAGCUCUUUUGGAAGGUGAAUGGGAUAUGCAUGUCAUCGAUACGGGGCAUCCUGCGCAAGCAUUAGCGGAGGACAUCCUUCCUCUACUGAGUACCAUGGACUUCACUGAAGAUGCUGAGAAGGUCAGACAGUGCUGCGUUCCGCUGUUGAACAUUUCUAAUUGGCCACCGAUGAUCAAAAUUCGACGCGACGUUUUCGCUACGUAG